Messenger RNA from Penicillium maclennaniae, 933 nucleotides. Its product is annotated as alpha/beta hydrolase. Bases 1 to 933 code for a protein of 310 amino acids. The record is from RefSeq and is a predicted model, not a curated record. Gene Ontology annotation, molecular function: hydrolase activity. The transcript is spliced from 3 exons. Lineage: Eukaryota; Fungi; Ascomycota; Eurotiomycetes; Eurotiales; Aspergillaceae.
AUGUUCACCUCCCCACCACAACCCCCCUACCCACUCCACGAGUCGGUGCGGGACCUGCUGGACCCAGAGUAUGUCGCCUUCUACAACAAACAUGUUAUCAACAAUCAACAGGUCCACUUGCAACCUGUCGCAGCCUCCCGGACCAGUGGUGUCUUGAUUCCCGGUGCGGGACCGAUGCUAGAGAACCCCCCCGCCGGUGGGUGGCCGGUGAUGCUCUAUUUCCAUGGCGGAGGUUGGGUUCUGGGUAACAUUGACACGGAGAACGUGGUCUGCUCGAAUCUCUGUGUGCGCGGGAACUGUGUGGUGGUGACGGUGGACUACCGACUGGCGCCCGAGAAUCCGUUCCCCGCUGCGGUCCACGAUUGCUGGGAAGCGCUGCUUUGGCUGGUCGCUGACGGUCCUGCCACGCUAUCAGUCGACAUGUCCAAGAUCGCGACAGGCGGGUCUUCGGCUGGUGGUAACCUGGCUGCUGUCAUGACCCACAAGGGGUUGACACUCUCGCCCCCCGUGCAUUUCCGUGCCCAGCUCCUCUCCGUGCCCGUCACCGACAAUACCGCCACGGUGGAGACCAACGAGUCCUAUCGUCGAUACGAACAUACUCCAGCAUUGCCCGCCCCCAAGAUGAUCUGGUACCGGGACCAUUAUCUGCCCAAAGCGGCGGAUCGGACUAAUCCCGAGGCUAGUCCCCUCUUUUACAGUGGUGACUGGUCUCCCUUGCCACCUGCUCUGAUCAUGGUCGGCGAAUUGGAUGUACUUCGAUCCGAGGGUGAACAGUACGCUCAUAAGCUACAGAAGGCGGGUGUGAAGGUAGAUCUCCAGGUGAUGAAGGGAAUGCCCCACCCUUUCCUUGCCAUGGACGGUGCAUUGUCCGAAGGUAGGCGGUGUAUCACGUUGAUGUGUGAUGCAUUGCAGAAAGCGUUUUGGAGCUCAUAA